AAUCUCAUUCUCUCAUAUUACUGAUUAUUAUUAAAUUUCCCUUCCCGUAAAAAUGUCUGAGGUUGAAUACCGGUGCUUCGUGGGGGGCCUAGCCUGGGCCACGAGCGAUAAAGCCCUGGAAGAUGCUUUUGGUCAAUACGGCGAAAUCCUCGAAUCGAAGAUUAUUAACGAUCGUGAGACUGGUAGAUCACGUGGAUUUGGAUUUGUGACGUUCAACAACGAGAAAUCUAUGAGAGACGCGAUCGAAGGAAUGAACGGGCAGAACCUUGACGGCCGUAAUAUUACUGUCAACGAAGCGCAGUCACGCGGUAGCGGCGGAGGCGGCGGUGGAGGUUACAGAGGAGGUGGCGGUGGUGGAUACGGAGGUGGAGGUGGUGGUUAUGGAGGUGGAGGAGGUGGUUAUGGUGGAGGAGGUGGUCGACGUGAAGGAGGAGGUGGUUACAGCCGUGGAGGUGGUGGUGGAUACGGAGGAGGUGGUGGAUAUGGAGGAGGUGGCGGUGGUUAUGGAGGUGGAAGAGACCGUGGAUACGGUGGCGGUGGCGGUGGUAGAUAUUCUAGCAGGAGUAGCGGCGGAGCUGAAGGUAACUGGAGGAGUUAGAGUUAGGGUGACGGUGUCGUUUUGUUACUUGUUUGGGGGUUGGGUUCUGUGAUGUGUGUUAAAUUUAUAGUAAUUAGAUUAUUUGUUUCUGAAAUGAUGUUGGGUUGGGUUUGGUGCUGAAUUUGUUUUGGUUCCGAUAUAAAUCAUAAAUUUGUAGAUCAUUUUUGAUCCAUGGAUGCUCUGUAUAAUUGUGUUACCGUUCUCUAACGAAGAGUUCAGAUCUGAAAAGUUCUAUAAAGCUGUCUUCUUAGAUUUA
Messenger RNA from Mercurialis annua (annual mercury), 854 nucleotides. RefSeq names its product glycine-rich RNA-binding protein 7-like. The transcript is spliced from 2 exons. Bases 53 to 598 code for a protein of 181 amino acids. Gene Ontology annotation, molecular function: RNA binding. The record is from RefSeq and is a predicted model, not a curated record. NCBI's taxonomy places the organism in Eukaryota, Viridiplantae, Streptophyta, Magnoliopsida, Malpighiales, Euphorbiaceae.